AUGAGCCUGGAAGCGAAGAUCGCAGUGUGCCUUCACGACCUGAAGUCGCCCUCGGAUCAUCCGGUGGCGCUGCGCUCCUCCCCAAACGGAGUCUCCUUCACAUGCCCCCCAUCCCUGAAGGGGGCUAACUUCCCCGCGAAUGACGCGAACUUUUCGGUAGAGCAUGUGAUGGAGCAGCCGAACGCGGCUGCAAUCCAGAAAAAGAUGUUGUCCUCUGCUGCCUCCGACUUUGUGAAGAACCGUCAGAACCUGGUCAUGUUCAGCUACGGCGUCCGCUCUACCCCGAAGCGUCAACUCAUGUACGGCCACAAAGGCGAGGAGGGCUACGCGAUGCGCGUCAUCUCCGAUGCAGUAAGCAACGGCCAGGGCAUCUUCACCCUUUCGUGCUACAUUUUUGGCCAGGACGAACACCUUGUGGAUCUUAUCUCGGCAGAAAACGAACUCGGCGUGAUUGUCGAGUCGGUGAAGGAAGGCCCACGUGUGCGUAUGGUUGAGCGCGCCAAGGUUAAGAAUGAAUCUGAUGUGCGAGGCGUCUUCUCCAAGAUCAUGGAGAACUACCAGAAGCAGUUUGAGACCGUGCUGCUAGAAAAGCAGCCCACCCCCGAGCUCCAGACGCUUCCACCGUACAAGGGCGAUACGAUCAUGCUGCAGCUGUGCCGCUACGAAUCGGAGGAGAACUACAACAACUACGACGACGCCAACUCGAUGACGUUUGUGGCUCUCGGCGACUCGGAGCGGCCGGUGCUGUGCGGCCUCGAUUCUUCCCAGCAGGAGUUGUUUGAGAAGACAAACCGUAUCCUGUUGUCUGCAGUGGGCAUUGUGUCGAGCAUCAAGUGCAGCCGCCUGCGCAUUCCCUUUGGCAAGUCGAAGCUGAGUCAGUUGAUGCGCCGCUGCUACAAUGCCGAGAAGGGCAACCCCAACGGCGCCCUGAACGGGCCGACAAACACUGUCAUGCUGAUUCACUGCUGGACGAACGGCGAGUGGGCGGAGGAGAGUUUUCACAACCUUUCCAUGAUACGGCGCAUCUGCAACACACUGGGCUCCUCCGGCAUUGGCUCCAUGCUGCGCGACUUGCCAGUGGAGAAGUGGCGCCUCGAUCAGGACAUCAAUGAGCUGCGCGAUGAGCUGGUGGUGGCGCGCACGGUGUACGAGUACAAGCCGUGCAUCUACGAGUCCGCAAAGCCUAUCGCGAACAUCAAGGAGGAGGAGUUGAAGCGCAUCAACGCCAUCCAGCAGAAACGCAACGAGGCACACGAGAAGCAGCUCGCGAUGAUCCAGGAGAAGGCCAUGGAGGAGGCCAAGAAGACCAUCAAGGACCAGGAGGCGAGAAGCGGCGUCACCCUGGCGUCUCUCGAAAAGAUGCUUCAGACCAAGAAGCGUGAAAACGAGUCUCUCCAGAUCGAACGUGACAACAUGACGCGCGAGUACGAGCAAACACUCGAAAAGAUCCGGCGCAAGAAGGACAGCGAGGAAGACAUUGUGUCUCGCCUCCGUGAAGAGACAAAUCAGCUGGAGGAGGAGCUGGGCGCGCGCCAGGCGGCCAUCCUGAACAAGCAAAAGCAGCUGGAUUUGGCAAAGCUGGACAAGACCAAAUGCCGCGAGGCCAUCCUGCGCGAGCGCGGCAACGUGGAGGCGAUGCGCAAGACGCUCCUGACUGAGCGGCGCCACCAACGUGAGCAAUGGAUUAAGCAGAUCAAGGAAGUCAACCAGCAGGUGCUGGUGCAGCUCCGCACUAUGGCUGAUGAGCGCAAGCAGAACGGCGAGACAGUUUCGGUGAAGGAGGAGGCGUCAGAGAAGGCUGUGAUUGAGGACAUCAAGACCAUUGAGGAAUACCUGCCAAAGCUCAUCUCGCUUGAGGACGUCCCUGUCAACCCGGAGGAGACGGAGACCAUUCGCCGCCAGUUUGAUGAGGUCUUCCUGCAGGAGAAAAAGACGUACCUGAUGAAGAUUGAUGAGGAGAAGGCGCGUAAGGAGAAGCUAGAGAAGGGCCUCAUGGCGUACCGCAACCGCGUGGUCGAGGUGGCGCACGCAAAGAAGAAGGAGAACAUGCAGGAUGCCGCGAGGAAGGACCAGCACCUCACCUCGCUGGUCGAGCAGGUGCUCACGUACCUGCGCAACGGCGUGAAGAUGAUGAAGGUGUCGAGCAAGAACCACGUGCGCUGCCGCUUCUACUUCAUCUCUGAUGAUGGAUGUCGCAUCCACUCAUGCGAUCUUGAUGGCCAGGGUGCCCCGAUCAACCGACGCAAACCGCCAGUGACGAUCUGGCUGCGCGACAUCCGCAAGGUGGUACUCGGCGUGUACACCGAAUCCUUCGUGUCCUUCAGUUCCGAGAGCCAGCUCGCCAAAGCGCGCGCGGAGGCUGUCACGGACAGCGGCACAUACCGCAAUGACGUAACGCAGACCAUCACGCCUGCGAACAUCGGCCUCAACAAUUACCGUGCAUUCGCACUGCUGCUGCGUGGCGGUAAGUCACUCGAGGUGGUUUGCUACUCUGACACGGACUGCGAGGCGUGGAUGGUGGGACUGCGGCGUCUUCUGGGGAUCAAGACGGUGACUGAGAAGCAAUUGGAGCAGCAUAUGGAAGGUGAACGCCCUCAGGAGGUCUCUGUGGUGGAGCAACAGGUGGAGAUGAAGUUCGGUGGCCUCCUUGACGUGCGCAACAUGCGCGGCUUUCUCGCACUCUCCGCCGAGGAGGCCACUUUGUGCAGUGAGAGCCACAUUCCACCGGCACUCUUCCUGCGCGUAAAGCAGGAGAUGGUGGACAAGUCUCACACCGGCUCCAUCACCACCUACGACGUGCGGGUUUCCUCUGGGCUCGACUUGGUGCGCUCAGGUUGCAUCUACGACUUCUUGGUGCAGCACCACGUCAUCCCACUCCCGUUCUAG
Molecule: messenger RNA, 2886 nt
Organism: Leishmania mexicana MHOM/GT/2001/U1103
Lineage: Eukaryota; Euglenozoa; Kinetoplastea; Trypanosomatida; Trypanosomatidae
Exons: 1
Coding region: 1-2886 (961 amino acids)
Biological process (GO): regulation of transcription by RNA polymerase II; chromatin remodeling
Cellular component (GO): nucleus
Molecular function (GO): transcription coactivator activity; chromatin binding
Source: RefSeq, a predicted model, not a curated record